AAGUUUAACAUUUUUCUAAACAUGAAGAAAGGGAAAGGUUAAAAUGUGACAAAAAAGGACAUAAGACAUAAGAGAAAGAGAAUAAAAUAGAAAAACAUAUAGAAUAUUAGAAUUGUACAUAUACAAAUUUAAGAGUCAAUAAAAUGUUGUUUUUGCAAAAUGGCUGGGUGAGAACACAAAUACGUCAGGAAUUGGGUCACUGACAAACGACAGCAAUUGACUAAGAAGAAAAGGGAGUUGGUGAAUCAACAAAGCUGUCGCUACCCACUUUUCUCAUUCUUAAAACUAACUCUUUUACUCCCAAAACUACCUCUGCAACAACACACAACCCAGAUAGUAAAUAGAUCACAUCAGCAAUAUAUUGAAGACUAAUUCUAGUUCUAGUGCUAGAAGAUGGGAACAAAUGAAUGGCAUAUUGAAAGAAGAUCUAGUUUUGAAAGUGAUUCUCCUUUAGCACCAAGAGAGGUGCUUGAAACUGGCACACUUUCGAUUGUUGUGCUUGGUGCUUCCGGUGAUCUUGCUAAGAAGAAGACAUUUCCUGCACUUUUCCACCUAUAUAAACAGGAAUUGUUGCCACCAAAUGAAGUUCAUAUUUUUGGCUAUGCAAGGUCAAAGAUAUCUGAUGAUGAAUUGAGAAACAAAUUGCGCAGCUAUCUUGUUCCAGAGAAAGGCGCUUCCCCUAAACAGUUAGAUGAUGUAGAGAAGUUUUUACAAUUGAUUAAAUAUGUAAGUGGCCCUUAUGAUUCUGAAGAUGGCUUUCGCUUGUUGGAUAAAGAGAUUUCAGAGCAUGAAUAUUUGAAAAAUAGUAAAGAGGGUUCAUCUCGGAGGCUAUUUUAUCUCGCACUUCCUCCUUCUGUAUAUCCAUCUGUUUGCAAGAUGAUCAAGACUUGUUGCAUGAAUAAAUCUGAUCUUAGUGGAUGGACACGUGUUGUUGUUGAGAAACCCUUUGGCAGGGAUCUAGAAUCUGCAGAAGAACUUAGUAAUCAGAUCGGAGAGUUGUUCGAAGAACCACAAAUUUAUCGUAUUGAUCACUACUUGGGAAAGGAACUAGUGCAAAAUAUGUUGGUACUUCGUUUCGCAAAUCGGUUCUUCUUGCCUCUUUGGAAUCGCGACAACAUUGACAAUGUGCAGAUAGUCUUUAGAGAGGAUUUUGGAACUGACGGUCGUGGUGGAUAUUUUGACCAAUACGGAAUUAUUCGAGAUAUUAUUCAAAACCAUCUGUUGCAGGUUCUUUGUUUGGUUGCUAUGGAAAAACCCGUCUCUCUCAAGCCUGAGCACAUUCGGGAUGAGAAAGUGAAGGUUCUCGAGUCAGUAGUCCCUAUUAGAGACGAUGAAGUUGUUCUUGGACAAUAUGAAGGCUAUAGAGAUGACCCAACUGUACCUGACGAUUCAAACACUCCAACUUUUGCAACUGCUAUUCUUCGGAUACACAAUGAAAGAUGGGAAGGUGUUCCUUUCAUUAUGAAAGCAGGGAAGGCCCUAAAUUCCAGAAAGGCAGAGAUACGGGUUCAAUUCAAGGAUGUUCCCGGUGAUAUUUUCAGGAGUAAAAAGCAAGGGAGAAACGAAUUUGUUAUCCGCCUACAACCUUCAGAAGCUAUUUAUAUGAAGUUUACGGUCAAGCAACCUGGACUGGAGAUGUCUGCGGUUCAAAGUGAACUAGACUUGUCAUACGGGCAACGAUAUCAAGGGAUAACCAUUCCAGAGGCUUACGAGCGUCUAAUUCUUGACACAAUUAGAGGUGAUCAGCAACAUUUCGUUCGAAGAGAUGAAUUAAAGGCAUCAUGGGAGAUAUUCACUCCACUUUUACACAAAAUUGAUAGAGGGGAGUUGAAGCCAAUUCCUUACAAGCCAGGAAGUAGAGGUCCUGCAGAAGCCGAUGAGUUACUAGAAAAAGCCGGUUAUGUUCAAACACACGGUUAUAUAUGGAUUCCUCCUACCUUAUAGAGCGACCAAAAUGUAAUAACACGAGGAUUCUUAAUAGCGUAUAAGCUUGCAAUAAGCUUGAGGAAUUUCCCUUGUAAGUUAUAAUAAUCUCUCUUUGUAGGGGUGUGUAUCGAGCAUUUAAGCAUGUGUUUGACAUGGUUUGUGUAAUAGAUUUGAUUUUGAAUUCAAAUAAAUGAGAAAUGUUCUUUUUUUGAUGAA
Molecule: messenger RNA, 2142 nt
Organism: Trifolium pratense (red clover)
Lineage: Eukaryota; Viridiplantae; Streptophyta; Magnoliopsida; Fabales; Fabaceae
Product: glucose-6-phosphate 1-dehydrogenase, cytoplasmic isoform
Exons: 16
Coding region: 394-1944 (516 amino acids)
Biological process (GO): glucose metabolic process; pentose-phosphate shunt, oxidative branch
Cellular component (GO): cytosol
Molecular function (GO): NADP binding; glucose-6-phosphate dehydrogenase activity
Source: RefSeq, a predicted model, not a curated record